Messenger RNA from Arachis ipaensis, 1936 nucleotides. RefSeq lists its product as uncharacterized. Gene Ontology annotation, cellular component: cytoplasm. The record is from RefSeq and is a predicted model, not a curated record. Lineage: Eukaryota; Viridiplantae; Streptophyta; Magnoliopsida; Fabales; Fabaceae.
UUGAAUCGGUUGAACCAAUUAACCAAUGAACCAGUAAUUAGAAUGGUUUGAUGACUGGUUUGGUGUUCAGAACCUUGUCUGCCACUCUCUCACUCACGCGACACUCCUCAUACUUCCUCUCCAACUCGAGCUCCUCCCUAACUCCCACACCUGCUCCGUCCAGCCACCGCCCUGUCACCGCCGCCGUUGUAGCCACCGCGUUGCUUGAAGCCGGUCGUCUCCGCCGCUGUUUGAACUUCGAAGCCACCGUCGCCGCUGCAACUGGUCUCGCCUCGUUCCUCCAUCGCGCAGCCACUGUCCCGCCGCGCUGCCUCUGUUCCACCGCAUCAGCCCCACCGUCGUGCUCCUUGUCCCGCUCUGUUCUCUGUCUCGAAGGAUCUAUUCCGUUCCUUAAUUGAUUGAGCAGGAUUGUGGAUGAUCUUGAAUAUCGAUUCUGAUAUGCUGCGGCGUCCUCUCUCUGCUUCUGCUUCUUCUCCGCUGCGACCUCUUUUCUCUUCUGCUGCGUCGCCUCUCUUUUCUGCUCCACUGCCGCCUUCUCUUCGCCUCUCUGCUUCGCUUCCUCCUCCUUUCCGCCCCACUGCUCCGUCGUCGCCUCCUCCUCUCCGCCGAUCCAGAUAGUUAAAGGUUCUGCCACAUUUAUUUGAGAAAGAGAGAGAGAGAAUCAUUCAGCAAAUAUGAAAGAGGAAGAGGUCAAUCGAUGCCAAAUUCAAGAAUGGUACCCGAAGUUCAAAUCUGUAUCUAUCAAGACCAUAAUUCAUAAACUCCCUGAAUCUUUUAUUCAGUACCUUCUUGAUGACUCUGGGACAUUUUUGUUGCCUGCUUCUGUGUUGGAUGAGGAUGCCUUGCCGAAUAGAAUUUAUAAUUCGGAUGAUGAAGAUUUUCAGGUGUCAGAAGGAACUGCUGAUGAAGCAGAAGAACCUUCUCCACCGCCUUCAUUUCCAGAACUUGAGUUGAAAAUUAAGGAAUCCAUCGAGUCCCUUGGGGGUGCAGUCUUCCCCAAGUUGAAUUGGAGUGCCCCAAAAGAUUCGGCUUGGAUAAGUACUUGUGGCAGCCUUCGUUGCACCUCUUUCAGUGAGAUUGCGCUCUUGUUCCGCGCAUCUGACUCAUUGGUGCAUGAUUUGUGCCACGCUUAUGACUCUUGCCAAGAUAAAUCUUUGUCCAGACCCCAAGAGUUUUUUCUUGCCCUUCGAAAAUGGUAUCCAUCCCUUCAACCUGACAUGGAGUUCCGUUGCUUUGUGCGAGAUCAGAAAUUACUUGGAAUUUCUCAGCGAGAAGUUACUACCUUUUAUCCUCCUCUGCUUAAAAAGAAGAGCAGCCUCCAAUUGCUGAUACAGGGAUUUUUCAACAGUUAUGUUAGAGAUAGAUUUGAGUCCGAAAACUACUCAUUUGAUGUUUAUAUUACAAGGGACGAGAGAGUUAAGAUCAUGGACUUCAACCCUUGGGGUGCCUUUACAUUGCCAUUGUUGUUUACGUGGGAUGAAUUAGAGCAUAUCCACAAUGGAGGAGGUGAUGCGGAGUUCAGAAUUAUUGAAGAUCAUUGUGGUGUUAGGCCAGGCUUGAAAACUGCUGUUCCAUAUGAUUACUUGGAUACUGCCCCAGGAAGUGGUUGGGAUCAAUUUCUGAGGAAUGCACAUGAGGAGUUACAUCGACAAACCAUGUCUACUGACGCAGGUGCAUAACAAUUAGAUGCUGUUUCUCAUCUGCCAACUUUGAGUAGAAAACAGAAAAGUAGAUAUUUUGUUCCCUAGUCUGAGCUGUUUGACAUUCAUACUGGAUGUCGGAAAACAUUAAAAAUUUCUACCUGUUCCAGAGGUAUUUCUUUCCUUUUUAACAAAUAUGUAACUGGUUUUGCUACGCAUAUGCUUAAUGUUUUGAAUGUUCCCUUCCAUGUAGAUUUACAUAUGCGAUUUUAUGAGGUUAUCAAAGCUUGACUUAA